AUGGCCGAGCACUAUUCGCAGCUUUGCGCUCUCCUGGUCGACGAGUCGUAUGGUCAACUCUCGGCCCAUGUCUUUCGCACACUUGCUCUUUGGGGUCGAGUGAACCUGCAGACCCUCAUCUCCAACGCCCAGCUCUCUCCCCGCCAUGUCAAAUACGCCUUGACUGUCCUCAUACAGCAACAUCUGGUCCUCCACUCCUCUGCCGCCGGUAGCGAUCCGCAGACCUUCUAUGAAGUUGACUGGAAUGGCGCAUACAAUCUGAUGCGAUCUGGAAAGAUCAUCAACAUCGUUCAAGCACGUUUCGGCGAAGCUGCUGCUCAGCUCGUGUCCAACUUGCUGCAACUCGGUCACGCACGUGUCGGAGACUUAGAGGAUGCCUACAAGUUUUCCAAGAACCCUGGACAUGCAAUUGAUACCGAGGUCGAACACAUUAACGGCGAGGGUAUGCCUGCGCAAAGAGGUCUCAAAAAGAUCACCACUCCCGAACAACUUCAUUCAAUGCUCUGCAAGCUCUUGGAAUCUGGUUUCCUAACACGAGUCCGCCCCACCACCUUCCUUUCUGCCGCCGAUUCUCACAACGAAGCCGAUCUCGUAGUCAAACGCGAGCAAUUUCCCGAUGGCAAAGUCACAGGUCCUAAGGCCAAGGUCGUGUAUGAGCAGGCUCUAAGAGAUCUAAAAAGAAAAUGGAGGGAUACUGCCGAAGAUGCUGUCACUGGUGUGAAGAAGGUUCCCAAGAGAUCCAAUGGAUAUGGUCCAUCCGCAAAAAGAAUAAAGACCAACGGAGGCACAGCAAAUGGUGUGGGCACAUAUGGCGCUGAAGAUGAGGACGAUGUCGUUAUGGACAAGGACAUGGUGUUGAAGGUCAGCUGGGAUAAAUGCAAUGUUGCGUUGCGCAGCCAGGCUCUGCAGAAUUUGGCUGCAAAGUCUAUCGGAGAUGUCACGGCAUCUGUGUACGGCGCAUUACUGGAACUGCUGGAAAGAAAAUGUCCAAGAUGUUACGACGAGCUUGCCAUAUACACAGACGAAGCCGACGAAGAAGCCGCUCAGCCUACCUCUACUACCCUCGAGAUUACUGACAUUCUCGAUCCUACCAUCGAUCUAGCCUCUACACUUUCUAACGGCGACGAUGAUGAUUACGAUCUGGAAGAUGGCGAUGUUCCAAAACGAGAAAAUGGCAUUGACAAACUCAAAGGCGGUGCUUCUGCCUUUGCUGACCGUAAUCAACGUCUGACACUGGUCGAACAACACAUGGCCCUUUUGGCUGAACAUCCACGUGGUUUCGCUCAGAAAGUGAGCACUCGCGGUAAAGGAGAGUGGAGGGUUAAUUUCCCAGCACUCAUCCGCUGGAUGCAACGCAACGAGGUCGAACAAGUCAUCAACGCUGGAUACGGAAGUAUCGCUACACGUAUCGUCCGCAUGCUGCAUGCCAAAGGCAAACUCGACGAAAAGCAAGUCGCCAACUUCUCUCUCAUGCGUCAGAAGGAUAUCCGCAGCAUCUUGACUGCCAUGCAUGAGCAGGGUUUUGUCGAAGCACAGGAAGUUCCCAAAGACAACACACGUCAGCCCAGCAGAACUCUGUUCUUGUGGUACUUUGAUCCAGAACGCUGUCGCCAAUUGCUUCUGCAACGCACAUACAAAGCACAAGCUCGUCUGAUUCAACGCAUGCAACAUGAGAAGGAUGUUGUCAGCGAGGUCAUUCAAAAAGCCGAGCGUCUCGAUGUUGUUGGUCAUGAAGACGAGUACUUGACUGCAGGCGACAAGCAAGUUCUCCGCACCUGGCGUGAGUUUGAGGAGAAACUCUUGACUCAGCUUGCCCGCCAGGACGAUCUUGUUGCUUUGCUUCGUGACUUCCUGCCUGAUGUGCGCGAUGCUGCUUCCGCUUGA
Molecule: messenger RNA, 1884 nt
Organism: Aureobasidium melanogenum CBS 110374
Lineage: Eukaryota; Fungi; Ascomycota; Dothideomycetes; Dothideales; Saccotheciaceae
Exons: 2
Coding region: 1-1884 (627 amino acids)
Biological process (GO): DNA-templated transcription
Cellular component (GO): RNA polymerase III complex
Molecular function (GO): single-stranded DNA binding
Source: RefSeq, a predicted model, not a curated record